Molecule: messenger RNA, 3033 nt
Organism: Mytilus californianus (California mussel)
Lineage: Eukaryota; Metazoa; Mollusca; Bivalvia; Mytilida; Mytilidae
Product: hemicentin-1-like
Exons: 12
Coding region: 335-2371 (678 amino acids)
Biological process (GO): cell-cell adhesion
Cellular component (GO): cell-cell junction
Molecular function (GO): cell adhesion molecule binding
Source: RefSeq, a predicted model, not a curated record
UUUUAUAGUUUAUGGUGCAUAGGAAUAGUGUAUGGUGCAUAACGAAUGUUUUUUAAGACAAAAAUAAACACAACAUGAACGUUAUAUAUUGUAUGUAUGCAAUUUGAAUAGACUUGACUUGUUGACAGAUGGGAAGUUUGGCAGUAAUGAACUUAAAGGUCAGAUUUCAAUAAAAGUUAAUCCCUUAGAUGGGACUGCUGUUUACGGAGAUGCCUCAUACACCAUACAGUGUACUAUAACUGGAACCCAGGCUACAGCAUGGUCGUGGUCAAAGAGUUCAAUCACUGGUGGUACAACAACAACAAUAUCUACUGGAAGCAAAUACAGCAUUGCAAUGUAUCCUAAUGCUACGAAUUUAACUAUCAACAAUAUUGUGGAGGAGGACGAACAGGAUUAUUUCUGUCAGGCGACAAUUGGUAUAGGAUUAAAAUUCCAGACACGAUCAAGGCUUAUUGUCAAUGGAGGUUUACUGGCUGUUGGUAUUUCUCCAACUGAUGCUGAUGUCCUCCAGGGACAAUCUCAGUUAAUCACAUGUACUGUCGUUGGAGAACCAGCAGCCACAUUCAUUAAUUGGUAUUUCAUACAAGCUGGUUCUGAGCGAGAACAAACAUUAAGCACAGGCAAUACUGCCAAAUAUUCUGGUGGUAACACUCAGACUCCUUCCUUAACAGUACUGAACUUCCAAUCAUCCGAUAGUGGAAACUAUGCAUGUAUUGCUUCAAAUGCUGCUGGAAAAAGUUCGAGUACAUAUUGUGCUCUUAGAUUCAUAAGUGAUCUUAAUGUAACAGCUUCAUUGAAAACACAUUCCUCUAUAGAAGGAGACUCUAUAGUUACCAUACUAUGUGCAAUAAGCGGCACGCCACUAGCUAUUGAAUGGGACUGGACAAAAACAUCCGUUAAUGGAGUCAAGGUUGAAGUAAUAGCUCAGCAGACAAAUAAUGCUAAGAGACAAGUAAUAAAUUCUGCAACAAACCCUAAUUUGAAUAUAUAUAGCAUUACAGAAAACGAUGAGGGUAUUUAUAAAUGCAGAGCAAAUAAUGGGAAACGUACAUUUAUGAGUGAACCUGUCAUACUUAAAGUUCUAGAAGCAUCCAUUAGGAGGGCUCCAGGUGAACCUGAAACCAGUAGAUCAUUAGAAUUUCAGACAGGAAAACCUGUAACUCUUUCAUGCAGUUCUUCUGGAGGAAAUCCACCACCAUCAGUAAUUUGGUUGAGAGAUGAUAUUGUAAUGUCGUCUGGUAGUAAUACAUCUACUAGUGGUAAUGUAACAACAACAACAUUGAAUUUUGCAACAACUGCUGAUGAUGAUCUAGAGGUAUUUGAAUGUCAGGCAGCUAAUGGAUUCCUCCAGAGACCACUAAUAAAGACAACUUAUCUUACACUUAAUCCUUCAAACAACCCUCCAGGUCAACCACAAAUCACAGGAUCACACCUCUAUGAUUUAGGAGAUACUGUAACAUUAUCAUGCAGUUCUACAGGAGGAAAUCCUUUACCAACAGUUAAUUGGCUGAGAGAUGACAAUGUCAUCACCACUGGUAUAACUUCAUCGUCAGUCAGCGGAAUGAUAACAACAGCUCUUACUUUUACUGCUGGUUUGGAAGACCACCUUGAAGUGUUUAAAUGUCAGGCGAACAACGGCGUUUUACAGAAGCCACUUUCAUCGACAACAUACAUUGAAUUAUAUUUUGCACCAAAAGUUCCUACACUGACCGGACCUACCAACUUGGUCUCUGGAUCUUCAGGAACAUGGAGUUGUUCUUCAAUGAAUGGAUAUCCUGCUCCGACCAUUUCCAUGAGAAUCCAAGACCGACAUUACACAAACGAACUUAUUGUUGUACAGUCAUAUGAUGUUAUUGACAGAAGUUAUACAGUAUCUGGUACACUGAACUUGGUACCAUCGUCUGACAAAAGUGGACAAAAUCUUUGUUGUGAUGUUAGUCAUCUGUUCAAUAACAAAGUACCUCAAUCAGUGUGUUUGCAGUUGACAAUUAAUGAUGAAGAAGAACAGAAUGUUAUUAUGUACGUCGUGAUAGGACUGGUUGCAUUAUUGCUGCUCUUCAUAUUAAUCAUUGCAAUACUUUGUAACAGAAAUGGCUGUAAACUUAGUCAAGGCAAAAAGAGAGAAAAUACAAACAGAAAAUAUGUAUCACAACAGACAGCAAUUUCUAGCCAGUAUGAUUCUACAGGUAAUCUUGGACAGCAGAAUCGUGACAGAGUUUAUAAUGGAAUGCUACCAAAUAGAGUGGAGAUGCAUGUUUAUAGCACACCACAAGACCAGGACGAUUACAAUCAUUAUAUGACGAUACCUGGAGAUCUACGUAAUACUUAUUUUCAACCAAUCAGCGGAAACACUUUGAAAUCAACAACGUAGUUGACCUGAUGUUCUAAAAGACAAGUCAUGAGAUUUCAAAACAUUUUGUAAAUGUAUACUUUUUAUUGUGUAAUACAAGAACGAAAGAAAUUAUCAGCGAUGGUUCCUUGAUACAUACUUAAAGAGAUAAUACUUUGCAAGAGCUGCAAUUUUACAUUUCGAAUUUGUUUUUCUGUAUAUGAACAUUAUGUCCUUUAGAUAUAUAUAUGUGCCUUUGUCCGUAGACAGUAACAAUGUUCCACUACUGGUAAAUGAAAGUGGUCACUACAAAGUAUAAACAUUUUGAGUGUAACAUACAUAGGCUCAGAACAAAAGACCCAAUCUAAACUAUUCAAAUGUUUUGAAAGAUUGUGGACGGGAAUAAUUCGAAUUUCACUGAUAAAAUACGAUAAAUUGUUUGUUUCUCUCCUGUUGUGAUUUUCUGUAUUGGUUUAUCCAAAAUGAUAUUUUUGUUCCAAAUUUUUUCACUGAAGCAUGACUGCAAAGGGCCCUCUCUUAGGCAGUCAAUGCCCCCCCCCCCCCCCCUAUAUGAAAAUUUCUGGAUCCGCCACUGCUAAUUACGUAAUGUUUUGUAAAUAAACAGUUUAUUUUGUCCUGCAUAAAUUAAUUUGUGUGCAUAAAUAUUUUUGAAAUAAAAGCGCCGUUUGAAAUGAUGAUAUUCA